ACAACAAACCAAGAUCUUCCUUACAACUUUUCAAAGUCCUCUAAAUCCAAGUCUUUUGUAAACAAAGCCCUUCAUUUCCUUCUUCCUCUUCCUUCGGAAACCCACUUUCUUACUUUCCAAUAACCAAACGCCACUCAUUGAAACCAUGGCUCCUGAUAUUACCAACGCUGCAUCAAACGUCACCGACGCUCAAGCUAAGGUCACCGGCGGUCAUGGCCGUGCUUACGUGACCUUCCUGGCUGGGAACGGUGACUAUGUUAAAGGUGUUGUUGGGUUGGCCAAAGGUCUGAGAAAGGUGAAGAGCAUGUACCCUCUGGUGGUUGCAGUGCUACCUGAUGUUCCCCAAGAACACCGCAAGAUUCUCACCUCUCAAGGUUGCAUUGUUAGAGAGAUUGAGCCCGUCUACCCCCCUAAGAACCAGACCCAGUUUGCCAUGGCUUAUUAUGUCAUCAACUAUUCCAAGCUACGUAUUUGGGAGUUUGUGGAGUACAGCAAGAUGAUAUAUCUAGACGGUGAUAUCCAAGUUUAUGACAACAUUGACCACUUGUUCGACUUGCCAAACAAUUAUUUCUAUGCUGUGAUGGACUGUUUCUGCGAGCCAACUUGGGGCCACACCCCUCAGUACCAGAUCGGUUACUGUCAGCAGUGCCCUGAUAAGGUUGAGUGGCCCUCUGAUUUUGGGCCCAAGCCUCCUCUCUAUUUCAACGCUGGAAUGUUUGUUUAUGAGCCUAACCUCGCUACCUACCGUGACCUCCUUGCAACAGUCCAAGUCACCAAGCCCACUUCCUUUGCUGAGCAGGAUUUUUUGAACAUGUACUUCAAGGACAAGUAUAGGCCCAUUCCUAACAUAUACAAUCUUGUGCUGGCCAUGCUGUGGCGUCACCCUGAGAAUGUUGAGCUUGAGAAAGUCAAAGUGGUUCAUUACUGUGCUGCUGGAUCAAAGCCUUGGAGGUACACUGGGAAGGAGGAGAACAUGGAGAGAGAAGAUAUAAAGAUGUUAGUAAAGAAGUGGUGGGACAUAUAUGAAGACGAGACCUUGGAUUACAACAAUCCCGUCAAUGUGGAUAAGUUCACGGCGGCGCUUUUGGAAGCUGGUGGAGUCAAGUUUGUUCCCGCUCCAUCCGCUGCUUAGUGUGCUUCGCUUAUCUUUGGAAAUCAAGUGUGACCCGAGUACAUAGGAUAGGAAAUGGAGUCAUACAACGUUAAGUUUUACGUAUUUUUUUAUUAAUGUUGUCAAGUCUCGAGGACCCUUUUUAUGUGUCCUUUUUUUUUUCUUUUCUUUUUCCAGUUAUGCCAUUGUAGAGAUAUGAUUACCAUAUCCUUAAUUUUAUAAAUGGAUAUGUUUUUGUU
Molecule: messenger RNA, 1350 nt
Organism: Abrus precatorius (Indian licorice)
Lineage: Eukaryota; Viridiplantae; Streptophyta; Magnoliopsida; Fabales; Fabaceae
Product: galactinol synthase 2-like
Exons: 4
Coding region: 146-1132 (328 amino acids)
Molecular function (GO): glycosyltransferase activity
Source: RefSeq, a predicted model, not a curated record